AAUACCCCGCGACAGAACAAUUAAUUCCUCCCUCGUCAUAAUUAUCACCACACAUUUUCCAAAAAAUGGCUUUUCGGAAACGUAACGUAGCAAUCGCACAACCCGGAAUUCAAACCUCGCAGACUCCCAUCCCGGAAAAAGUUGUCCCAAUUCCAGGUAUUCGUCCAUCACCACUCGAUGGUCGUCCAACUACAUCUACAGGUAUCCGUUCUCUUGAUUCUAUACUAGCCGGUCAUGCAGGACUUGCACUUGGCACAUCAUUGCUUCUUGAAGAGAGUGGAACUACGGAUUUUGGUGGCACGUUGUUGAAAUAUUUUGCGGCGGAAGGUGUGCUUCAGGGACAUCAUAUUCAUAUCUUGGGCAUACAUCAAGGAUGGGGAAGGGAGUUACCAGGUUUGGGUGUUGCGGAAGGAUCAUCUUCGAAGAAGGAUGCCGGUAGUAAGGCGGCAGAUGAUAAGAUGAAGAUUGCGUGGAGAUAUGAGAGAUUGGGGGAGUUUGGCGCAAGUGGUGCUAGAGGUGGGUGGUCCUUUGUAUAUACGUUUGAUGGAUUCAUAGAUGAAUUUAAUAUUGAAUUGCGAAAGCUAAUAUUGUUCUUGUGUAGAGAGAAAUGCAGUGCAAUCGAGUACAAUCUCAUCAGAUCCACCUUCAAUAUUUUGCCACGAUUUCGACCUUAGUAAAAGAUUAAUUCCCCCAUCGUCGACGCAGAUGCACUUCAUUCCCACGAUUCUCAGACCGGACUUUGAAUUCGCAGAUAUAACUAGCCAAACAAAAUCCCCUUUCACACCAUUCCUCCAACAUCUCUCAACACAACUCGCCCGAACGCCUUCUACAUCUAUUCACCGCAUCAUAAUCCCUUCCCUCCUCUCACCCGCUCUCUACCCAUCGCACGCUUCACUCCCCCACCACAUCCUUCCACGCUCUACGAGCUCUCCUCCGUCAAUACCCAACCCAACUAACCCUUAUGCUUACCCUCCCUCUCCCCCUUCACCCUCGCACCACCGCCCUCACAAAAUGGAUCGAACUUCUCAGCGACGGCGUUCUCGAAAUCGCUCCCUUUCCUUCCAUAGCCAUCAUUCCCAAAGCCACACCCACCAGCUCCUCCAAUCCCGCUCAAGAAGAGCCUCCACAAGGAAUGUUAAAAGUCCAUCGCUUACCAAUAUUCCACGAGAAGGGCGGCGGGAGCGCGGGAUUCGCCGGAGACGAUUUGGCAUUUUCGUUGAGUAGGAGGAAGGGACUCGUUAUUAAACCAUAUAGUUUACCACCCGUCGAAGACGAAGGGGAAGAACAAAAAGGAGGAAUCGAUAUCGAUGGAAAGGGUGGAAAAGGUGGAAAAGCCACAAAAGUCGACAUAGAAUUCUAAAUAGAUAAAUUCCUCCAAGGGCAUGGGCGGAUGGAUAUUGUAUAUAUCAUUAAAUAGCCAGGCGUUUAGACGGAUGGAAAAGAUGGAAAAACAUUACUCAGAAUCAGAAUGUUGAAUAUGAUCUCCC
Sclerotinia trifoliorum is the source of this 1487-nucleotide messenger RNA. NCBI's taxonomy places the organism in Eukaryota, Fungi, Ascomycota, Leotiomycetes, Helotiales, Sclerotiniaceae. The record is from the annotation of a GenBank genome assembly.